AUGCACCCCCCGUCCCUCACCGCUGCAUCAAUGCACACGAUGCGCCAGCUCUUGCCCAAGAUUCUCGGAUCCGCUAUAUCCGCCCUCGGAUUUUAUGGAGUCUUCAAGUUGCUGGCUUUCUUGUAUCAUGAACUUACUUCCUCGGUCCGUCUCCUGCCUGGCCCUCCGAGCACUAGCUGGAUAUACGGGAACCUCAAGGAGAUUUCCAACUUGGAAGACUCGCGGCUUCACGAAGAGUGGGGAAGGGCUUACGGACAUACGACGCAGUACAAGGGAAUCCUCGGGAUGGUUCGCAUGUGCACGACGGAUCCCAAAGCGGUAAACCACAUCCUUAUGCACCCAGACAUAUACCAGAAGCCGGCUGCGAACCGUCAUGCUCUCGCUAGCAUUCUUGGUGAAGGAAGCCUCCUCGUAGUCGAAGGUGGCAAGCAUAAGACCCAGCGCAAGACAAUGAACCCUGCGUUUGGCCUCAUCCAAACCCGAUACUUGACGGAGAUAUUUAUCGAAAAGGCGAUUGAGCUCCGUGACGUUUGGGCUUCCCAUAUUGGAGAAAGUGGAUCUGCUCAAAUUGACGCAUUAUCGUGGAUGAGCCGGACAGCGCUAGAUGUCAUCGGACUUGCUGGCUUCAAUUACAAAUUCGACGCACUGAUUGGCGAGCCUAAUGAACUAAGCCAGGCCUUCUCGACGGUCUUUCAGACCAGUGUAAAGUUUGAAGUGUUCUCGCUACUCCAAAAUUUCUUCCCCCCUUUACGGCUUAUCAAAACAAAGACAAGUCGCGACCGUCAAGCAGCACACGAAGUUAUGUCGAGGAUAGGAUCUGAACUUCUCGCGUCGAGUAAGGCAGGCGUUGCUCUGGCAGAGAAGGAUGGCAUCGACAAUGGGCUGCAGUCACGGAGCUUGCUUUCGUUGCUGGUGAAGGCUAAUAUGUCAGCAAGCGUACCCGAUCACCAGAAGAUGAGCGAUGAAGAUGUAAUCGAUCAGGUCGCAACAUUCAUUGCUGCCGGUCAUGAAACUACUGGUACGGGGACAACAUGGGCACUCUUUGCCCUAACGCAAAAUCUCAGAGUGCAAGCACAGCUACGCGAAGAGGUCCUCGGUGUCGUCACGGAUACACCCUCCAUGGAAGAGCUUAGCGCUCUACCGUACCUCGACGCCGUCAUCCGAGAAACUAUGCGACUCUAUGCACCCUUGCCGUCAACUACAAGAGUGGCUGACGUUGAUGAUAUUCUACCCUUAUCCACUCCUUUGACGGAUUCGAAAGGCGACGUCCACCGAUCAAUAGUACUCAAGAAGGGCCAAUGGGUCUCUAUCCCUGUUCUAGCAAUGAACCGUUCAAAGUCUAUAUGGGGCGAAGACGCUUGGGAAUUCAAGCCAGAACGAUGGCAGUCACCGCCAGACGCUGCACAUGACAUCCCAGGAAUAUGGGGAAAUACAUUGACGUUCAUGGGUGGACCUCGGGCGUGUAUAGGAUGGCGCUUCGCUGUCACUGAAAUGAAAGCCCUCUUGUUUACACUUGUCCGGUCCUUCGAGCUCGAGCUGGCUGUCCCACCAGAGGAGAUUGUGGGGAAGCUUUCGGCUGUUGUUUAUAGACCGAUGGUGAAGAGUAACAGGGAGGCGGGGAACGUGCUGCCGCUGAUAAUUAAGCCAUAUCAGCGGGCGUGA
Messenger RNA from Pleurotus ostreatus (oyster mushroom), 1662 nucleotides. RefSeq lists its product as uncharacterized. Bases 1 to 1662 code for a protein of 553 amino acids. The record is from RefSeq and is a predicted model, not a curated record. NCBI's taxonomy places the organism in Eukaryota, Fungi, Basidiomycota, Agaricomycetes, Agaricales, Pleurotaceae. The transcript has 14 exons. Gene Ontology annotation, molecular function: oxidoreductase activity, acting on paired donors, with incorporation or reduction of molecular oxygen; heme binding; monooxygenase activity.